GUGUUCCUUCAAGUCUCUCGGUACUAGGAAGUAAUUUCACUCGUCCAGUUUUAGAGCCCUUUGCGAACACAACAGUUAAUGAAAACUCUAAAGCUUCUCAUUUCAUUGAGCAAUUAAAGUCAAAAAGUUUCCUCGUCUAUAAUCAAAAAUUCUAUGAUAUUAUUGGAAAAAAUCCAAAGUUAAAAUUACUUGCUAGUGAAAAUUAUGCCUUCGCACAUGAAGGUGGUGCCUAUGUAGAAGAACUUAAUGAAGUAUUUUUCACUUCAAAUCGCUUAGAUAACAACACAAAAACACAAAUUAGUAAAAUUAACCUCUCGACUAAAAAAGUAUCUUUAAAUGUCACUCCGGAAGACCCAAUCCUUUUCGCUAACGGCAUGACCUACCAUGAUGGCAAAGUUAUUGUUUGCGCUCAAGGUCAAGGAAAUGUUGGUGGAUCGAUUGUUUCUUUUGACCCUAUUUCUAAAAAAGUUACCACUAUAGUUGAUAACUUUUUCGGUUUAAAAUUUAACAGUCCCAAUGACAUUGUCGUCACAAAAGAUGGCUCUUAUUGGUUUACGGAUCCAAGCUAUGGUUUUGAGCAAGGAUUUCGUGAUACACCACAACUUGGUGAAAACGUUUAUCGUUUUGACCCUUACACUGGAAAUAUUCGCGUAGCAGCUGAUGGUUUUAUUAAACCAAAUGGUCUUGCUUUUUCUCCGGAUGAGAAAAUAUUAUAUGUAACUGACACUGGUUUUUUUAAUGGUACUGGAGGAUUCGAUCCUAAUAGACCACAUGCCAUUUAUGUAUUCGACGUAAAUUGCAACAUUUUAUCGAAUCGUAGAUUAAUUGCUGUGGUUGACGUUGGUAUUCCUGAUGGCAUAAAAUUUGAUUUAGAGGGCAAUAUAUACACUGGAACCGGUGACGGUGUUCAAGUGUUUGAUAAUUCUGGUACAUUACUUGGUAAGAUCGUCAUACCAAAUGGUAUUGCUAAUCUUGUUUUCGUUAAGAAUACAUUGAUUAUGUUUGCAGAAACUUCUAUUAAUUAUGUGGAAUUGAAAGUAAAGGGUGCACUGAUUAAGUAA
Messenger RNA from Dentiscutata heterogama, 1061 nucleotides. NCBI's taxonomy places the organism in Eukaryota, Fungi, Glomeromycota, Glomeromycetes, Diversisporales, Gigasporaceae. The record is from the annotation of a GenBank genome assembly.